Molecule: messenger RNA, 541 nt
Organism: Paramecium primaurelia
Lineage: Eukaryota; Ciliophora; Oligohymenophorea; Peniculida; Parameciidae
Source: the annotation of a GenBank genome assembly
AUGUUAUAAGAAUAUGGAUUAACAUAAGAAUAAUUGACUAAAUAAAUUAUUAUUGGAUUGGCACAUCCAUAACAUAUACAAUUUUUCUAAUAGAUAAUUACAAUAAAUGAGUAUAAGAUAUUCGGAAAAUAAAUGUAAUAGGUAUUUCUAUUUUAAUAUUAAUUAUACACUUUAAUAUUGUAUUUCUAAUUAAUCAAUAUAAUAUAAAAUAGAAAAAUAUAAUAGUUUAUAAAAUAAUAAUAAUAAAACAUAAAUAAUUAGUAAUAAAUCAUAAUAUAUUUAAGAUAACUAGCUCCAUAAUUUGAUUAACAAUUUGAAUUGAAUUUUUUUAAAAUAGAAAAAGAAAAGGCUGAAAUAGAAUUGGCUAUUCAAAAAAAGUAGAAGAUGAAUAGAAACAUCUUAAGGAAACAUAAAAUGCGGAUAUAUGUUCAAAAAAAUAAUAGAAUAAAGUUUAAAUGAAUAUAAGUAUCUUUUAUUCUUUAUUUAUUAAAAGUGAAUUAUAAAAAGUCUGGACAUUGUUUAACAGAGAGAAUUUGAACUC